UUGCAAACAGUUUGGAUCCAGAUGAGACGCCACAGAACGUGGCGUCUCAUCAGGAACCAAACUGUUUGCUAUUCUGAUAGUAUUCUUUGAAAAAAAUAGAAGAAAAUGCUAAUUUUAGAAAUUCAGCAGACGACAUUUUAGCAGAAGACAAAUUACCCAGCAUGCAAGAGGUUAAUGACAGUCUUGUAAUCUUCAGCAGCUUGUCUCACUUUAUAUCAGCAAUUAAAAAGGAAGUAUUAGAUUUGAAGCGAAGGAAUAACUAUAAGCACUUUACAGUGAAGAGCAUCUUUUGUAAUGAUGCCAAGAAGAGAAUGUGUGCUAAUACAGAUUGUAAAGAAGAUACCACUCAAAGUGUUACAGCCUUGAUGUUACCCAAGAUACUACAGGGAGAUAAAAAAAGGUAUAUCAUGUGUGUCCGACCAUGUCAGGAGAUAUUACAUUUCAUCAUCAGAAGCAUUUGAAGACACAUUUCCUAUCAGGCCAAAUAAAGGCUGAUGGUGGUCUCCUGUAUUCAUGUACUUUGUAAAGAGGACCUUACACACUUGGCUUUUCAUGGGCUGACAAGGAAAAUUUAUUAGGACAGGACAGUUUUAACAAGUCAGAAUAAAGUGAAUUUAACGGCAUGAAUUACAACAAACUGGAAGACAGUUUUGCUGCAAAUAUGCACCUGAAAAUAUCCGUUGUAGGUAACUACCAUGGCAUAAGAUGGAGCUACAAUCAGUAAAUCUGAGUGUGAAAAUAUAAUAUUUGAUGUGUUCGGUGAAAAGCCAAUAAUAUAAAUAUUUUGCUAUUUGUAUUAGAUGGGAACACUUAAAUAUAGUUUUGACAUGACAACACAAACAUGAAAAUUAAGGUGACUUUUAUGUAAAUGAAAUAUUAUCAAGGCAAUUUGUUUACUAUAGCAUACUAGGCAAUCAGAAAAAAAGUUGUAAGAAUCAAAUAAAUGGUGUGGAAUUUACUUAUUUUUUUAGUGAACGUGAAUUGAAUCAGGUUUUUGUGCAAUUAAUUACAUUUUUUUCCCCUCGGCAGACAAAUUGGUCUUGUAAGGAAAACGUCGCAAUUUGACCACACUGUGAUUUCAGCUUGAAAGUUUUGAUUUAUAUGAUGGCAUUUGUAAGAAAUGUUUAUUGCCAUGGGAGAAAAUAAGGCAGAUAAGUUUGCUCUUUAUAAUAAAUUUGCACUUUUGUUAUACUGUGUGAUGUUGAUUAACUUUUGUGGACUGACUGUGAUUUCUUUGUUGUGGAAGUUUAAGGCUGAAGACUAAUCUUACGUAGCAGGAUUUAAGGUUAAUAAGAAAGGAAUAAUACAGGAUUUCCUAAUAAUUGGAUAUGUGACACACACAAACCAACAUUUUUGUUGUGGUUUUCAGGAAGCUUUCUUUCAAAAUAGUUACUACGUCUCAGCAGUAUAUUUCAAGAGGACUGUUAUGGAAUUAUAAGAUGACAGAAUUAUGCAACGAGUUAUGUAAAUUUUGGUAAUAGCAAACUCCAGGGUCCAAUUAUGUAAAUUUUGGUACAAGAAAAUUACAAGAUCCAAUUUUAAUUGGACAUGAAUUUUGGUGUACGACUGUUCUAAAUCUUUGUGAUGGUAUUUAUGAAACAUACCAAAGCAAUAUUGGUAAUUUUGUUGAAAUAAUAUAGAAAGAAACAAUGAAGAUAUACAUGUAAACAGAGAACUUUGCUUUGCAACAAUAGGAUGUGAACUAAGUAAAUCAGGAUAACAUUUGGUUUUAUUUAAAUUUAUUAUAAUUUCCAGUGACAGCUAAACUUGAAGUAAAUAAAUUGGCUUACAUAAUAAAGUGUAAAUUGAAAUUGAUUUUGAAAUAAAACUUGUGUCUAUUUGUUUUGUAAGAUAUAACUAAGGUGAAUGCAUAUUGCCAUCUUGAAUUUAAUGGUACACACAAACUCAAGUUUAUCGAAAUUAAAUUGAAAUAAUAGUGAUAAUUGUGUGGAUUUACUGGUGCAUAUGAACUGAAUUUAAUUGGAAUUACUUAGAAAUAAUUGUGAUAAUUGUGUUCAGCAUGGAGCUGAAAGCGAAUGAAGGAUACUGUGGUACCUCAGAAAAUGCUUGUAAUGGAGGGGUUGGUUUCUACCAGCCAAGUCAUAGAGUCUCCGUAGAAAAUGACAUAGAGAGUGACCGAAACAAUGCGCGAAAUUCGUUCAGCGCAUUCCCGCGAGUAACCACAACUGAUAUGUACAUCGAUGAAAAUGGUCAGACGCACUUGUGUAGAACGUUACCUCAAAAUCAUCACCAUAGAAACAGUCGAACUGAGGAUGUCAAAAUAGUGAAUGGAAAAAAUUGCAGACGGACAUCGUGUUCGCAGAAACUGUGUUUUUAUCGACCUUUGAGUGCCCGUGAGAAAUACCUGGCUGUUAUAUGUGUCCUGCUCUUUCUGUCCUGCAUUGUGUUCAUGCUUGUUGCCUUCGUCAGAGACAAAGCUGCUGGGAAUAACUGUUCCUGUACAGGUGUUGUUCAAGAUUCUGUGACAGCAGAAGUUUGCCUUUCCUACCAUUGCAUACACACAGCUGCCCAGCUGCUGGACUCUAUGGACCUGAGUGUUGACCCCUGUGAGGACUUCUUCCAAUAUGCUUGUGGGAACUGGAACAAGAAGAACUUCAUUCCUGACGACCGAUCCUCCUACAACACCUUUGAAAAACUCUCCGACGACCUUCAGUUGACCUUGAGAGCACUUCUAGAGGAGCCACAGAAUUCCUAUGACAGUAAUGCCACUCUUAAAGCCAAAGUUCUGUAUCAGUCCUGUAUAAAUGUCAGUGAGAUUGAGGCUGUCGGGGAUGUUCCCCUCCGACGGGUGCUAUCUGAGCUGGGGGGUUGGCCAGUGAUCGACGCCUCCUGGCAAGAGUCCAAGUUUGUGCUGGAAGAUGCUCUAGGUGACCUCCGUGGGCAAUACAACGCCCCCAUCCUUGUGGACGUAUGGAUUGGACCGGAUGAUAAGAAUUCUUCAGUAAAUAUUAUACAGUUAGAUGAGCCAAUGCUAGGCAUGCCCAGUCGGGACUACUACCUCCAUGACACAGACUCACCAGACGUGAAGGCCUACCUGCGGUACAUGAGCGACGUUGCCGUCUUGAUGGGGGCCGACAGACAGACGGUGGAGGCCGAGAUGCAGAAAGUGCUCGAGUUUGAAACUGCUAUUGCAAAUGCCAGCACUCCGCAAAAUGAGAAACACGAUACAGGGGCUAGAUACAAGAAGAUUUCCAUUGGUGAAUUGGCUCAGAGAGUGCCUGCUUUUGAUUGGCUGAGAUACUUCAACAGAUUUCUACCAGACAAGGUCGACCAAUCAGAAAUGAUUGUCGUAUUUACAGAAAACUAUCUUAUCAAAGUAGUGGAUCUCGUUAAAAUCACAGACAAAAGAGUUGUAAGCAACUACAUCCUAUGGAGGCUGAUUCUGUUAUUCAUACCUGAGCUGACAACAGCAUUUCAAGAGAUUCAAAAUGAGUACAGGAAGGUCAUGCAUGAAGUAACCCAAAGUAAGCCACGCUGGAACAAAUGUGUGGAGUACCUUAAUGCUAGGCUUGGACCUGCAACUGGAGCCAUGUUUGUGCGGGAAAAGUUCAGGAAGGAAAGUAAACAUGUGGCAAUGGAGAUGAUCGCCAACUUGAGGGCUGCGUUCAUAGAGCUUCUUGAUGAGAAUAACUGGAUGGACAGCGAGACGCGGGAAGUGGCGCGAGAAAAGGCCCGAUCCAUACAAGAGAGGAUAGGGUAUCCAGACUACAUCGUGAACCCUGCAGAGUUGGACAGGAAACUGCAGUCGCUUGAUUUUAAGGCUGACCAGUUCUUCGAAAACAUACUGCGUGUGGAAAGAUAUGACGCAAACAGAACAAUGUCUUGGUUCAGGAAACCCCUAGACAAGGAAGUAUGGGACCAGGACCCAGCUGUGGUGAACGCCUUCUACAAUCCGAACACCAAUGACAUUGUGUUCCCAGCUGGGAUGUUCCAGCCACCUUUCUACAGUGAAUAUUAUCCAAAGUCUCUCAACUAUGGUGGUAUCGGAGUGGUUAUUGGUCACGAGAUCACCCAUGGCUUCGACGAUAAAGGUCGCCAGUUUGACAAAGACGGCAACAUGAAGCAGUGGUGGAAGAAUGAGACCAUUGAAGCCUUUCACCAGCGUAACCAGUGCAUCAUUGACCAGUACUCCAAUGUCAAGCUGAAGCAGAUUGGCAAAAACGUUGAUGGUAAGUACACUCAAGGAGAGAACAUCGCUGACAAUGGAGGCCUGAAACAGGCUUUCCGGGCUUACAAGAAACAUGAGCGUGUACACGGAAAGGAGUGGAUACUACCCGGUCUGAACAUGACCAACGACCAGUUGUUCUUUCUGAACUAUGCACAGAUCUGGUGUGGCACAAUCAGGGACAAGGCGGCCCUGGAAAAGAUGCGGACCUCAGUGCAUAGCCCUGGUCCAAUAAGGGCACAGAUACCUCUUGCGAACUCCUAUGACUUUGCCAAGGCUUACCAAUGUCCUGUUGGGUCUGAAAUGAACCCAGUGCACAAGUGUGCUGUCUGGUGAUCUGACACAGUAUGUUGCAAUGUAACCUGGUAUUGUGCAGUGCAACCUGUUAUGCUGGAGUGUAACCUAGCUGUUACGUUGGAUUCUAACCACAUGUAAUGUGUUUCAGUGUAACAUGUCAUAGGGGGGUGUAAUCUUUACAGAAAGUAUAGACCUGUGAAAAAGGAUCAUACAAAUUGAUAGCAAAUACCGGUAUGAAAUUACAUUCAAAGAUGUACACAUUGCUUUGAUAUAAUAUAGAAAAAUGUUCCAGAAAAAGUUUUGUUUUUUUUGUCUCAUAUGCGAAGGUGGUGUCACUAGAAUAAAGCAUUUUGUUUGAACAAGAAUACACCCUAAGUUUUUAUCAAAUCUGUGUAGCACUGAACAUCUUUGCUCGGCACACAGACAACACUUGGCAUCAAUCAAUAAAAAUGUGGCCAACACACAUUAUGUUGUGUCCCAAUUAUCUUGAAGUUCAAAAUGUGACAUUUAUUACAUUUUAUGGGGUUGUUCAAGUUGAAGUUACGCAAAUGUACUCCUAUGGGUGCAUUUAGGUUCUAGCUGCUAGGGAAUGGCUGCAGGACUUUGUGCAUGCAAUUAUAUAAAUUAUGUACAUAUAGAUUUCAGUUUAUCAAGACAUUGCCAAAAUAGUUGUAACAAUUAUGACAAUUCACUCUGCUUAAAACAGUGUUCAUACUGGAAAAUGUAUGGAAAACAUGUAGCAAUGAAAGCUGCAUGAGAAAUGGUGUACAGCUGGCAGAUAAAAUCAUGACUUGAGUACAGCUGCCAAGGACACAUUAGAAUAUAGAUUGAUUUUUGGUAUUGUUCAUUUGUGCCCAAAAAUAUUGUUGCUAAGGUAACUGUAUACGGCAUUUUAGGAGCUUAUGUUCAAAAAUGGUAGUAGACAUGGUUGUUAUGGCAACUGAAAAACCCAAAAAGUAUUGUUGUUAUGGGUAAAUGCAUGUGCAUGAAAUGAGGCGACGUCAUUCAGCCAAGAUUGACCAAUGUUUUGGAAAUUUUACAGCGCUAAAUGAAUUAAACAUAAGAGUUUAAAAUAUUUGCCAUGGCAUUUGUGAAACUUACAGUGUCAGUAUUGUUUGCAGAGUAUAUACUGAGAAGUAAAUAAUUGAUAGGUUAUUGUAAAGGACUUGCUUCAUUAUUGUAAAGGACUUGCCACUGUCAUGUUGUGAACAAGAAUUGGAAUUGUAAAUAAUAUUUGAAAUGAGUAUCAACUAAAUUUGGAUGAUGUUAUACCUCGGCUUUACAUGGUGACUGUGUUUAGUCAAUGCUUACAUAUUUUAUAUUUAUUGAUGAUAUGUUUAUGCUAAGAACUUUUGUUAUGUGUACAAAAUGACAAUUAUGUUUGAUUAGAUCUUUCAUUAAUGAUAUGUGUAUAAAAUGACUAUUGUUUAGGGCUUAGAUGUCUCAUUGAUAAUGUGUGUACAAAAUUACUGCAUAAGUUUUUUGCUUAGUUCUUUCAUUGAUGAUAUUUGAACAAAACACUUGUACCAGUACUUGUAAAAUGUCUUUUGACAUAUGUACCUUUGCGUGUCUCUUGAACAUUUCUUAGAUAUAUGUUUGCAAUCGUAUAGGGGGUUUGUAUAAAACAUUUCUCUCACAUGGCAUUUUCUAACAUUUUGUUAAGUCUUUUAUAGAAUUAUCUGUUAUAGAUCCCUCUCUCUCUCCAAUCUAUGUUUUGUACCUAAUUGUUUUGAUAUUUAAUUUAUUAUACACUUUUAAGCAAACUAUUAUAAUUGUGUGUCAACCAAUUAGUUUUUUAUCUAAAACAAAUUAUUUGUUAUAUCUUUAACUUAACACUUGUAAUUUGCUGCCGGACCUUAAAAUUAAAACCGAAAUUAAAGAUGAUAAUUUUGCACUGUUUGAUAUUUGGAAACCUCCCACCCCCCUAAAACCCAAUAAACAUUUACCAGCUUUCAUCAGAUUGUUUGAUAGUUUAGCUGAGACUUGAUUUGUGGUUGAGAAAUGAGUCCACAGUCAUUAGUGUCUUAAAUAUUUUGUCUAGUCAGUCAUUAUCAUAUUAUUUUCUGACAUGUGUAGUUGUGCUUUUUUGCUGAGCUAGUCGUAAACCUGUUGAUUAGUUGUCUCAUUCUGUUUAGAGUGUAGAUUUCAAAUCAUUUUUAGUCUUAACAUUAGAGGUAACUGGUUUUAAUCAAGAUAACAUUCUAUUCACUCUAUAUCUAGACUUAACUUGCUACACAUUGUCUAGGCGGCAACUGUAAUUUUGUGACCCGCUAAGAAAUUUUGCAGCCAGUAAAGUCGAGAUAUAAUCAUGUUCUUGCUAACACAGCUGGAAAGUGAGAGGCAUUUAAACAAUUAAUACAAGUGAUAAAGGGUAUCAAACGGCGAAAAAUUUCUGUCUCGGCAUGGAUGUCGCCAUCUUUUUUGUCACAUGAUAACCCCCUCUGUACAUUAGUUUAUUUUUUAAUUUUGUGAAGAUAUAAAAGUUAACUUGAAAUUGGGAUUUGUGACCAUGUUUAUUUUGAAGGCCAGAUGGGGGUAAUCAAUUAACAUGUACACGUCCGAUGUUCCAUGUGAAAGGAAAACUCAUUUUUGUGUGAUAAGAUUUCAGUUGAGUUGAUAUCAAAGGCAAAACUUCAAAAUAAUGCAAUAUUUAAAAGAAGACAACAUAUUUGAAGUGAAUAUACUACAUGUAUAUGAUAUGUCAAUCAUACAGUUUGUUUCCCUCAAAUUGCUGGCUCUGAUCAAUAGCUUUGAUUUUAAGUGACAUUAUUAACAUAUUUUGGGGGGAAGAAAAUCUUGUUUUACAGAAAUGUUAUUAUUACAACUUGUGUAUUUGUUAUUUUGUAGUUAUUUUGUGUACAUGUAUGUCUCAAGUAGAAAUAUGCUCAUUUUAGUAAUAAAUAUAUGCUUUAUAUAAAAUGAUUUAAAUGUAUGAAAUUGCAUAUCUCUUGUAUAACAAUUGUAUUGUUCUGUUUUUCAAUUUAAAACCUAUUUUAAAUGUAAAAUGUUUAAGGUUUCUUCAAAUUUUCAUUUACAUAAAUCGUUUUUAUGCCCCCGAAGGAGGGCAUAUAGUGAUCGGACUGUCAGUCUUUCCGUCACACUUUGCAUUUAGGUUUCGAAAAAUGCUCAUAACUUCUAUCUCACUUCAGAUAGCAACUUGAUAUUUGGCAUACAUGUGUAUCUCAUGGAGCUGCAUGGUGGUGAUAGGUCUAGGUCAAGGUCAUCCUUCAAGGUCAAAGGUAAAAAAAACGAAUUCAAGGGAAGUAAUAAGCUUUAAAGGGAGAUAAUUAUCUGUACCUGCCAAAUGAUAAAAAAAUAAAGAAAUCAAUCAAAGCGGGGCAGUAGGGGGCAUUGUGUUUCUGACAAACACAUCUCUUUUUGAAUAUAAUAUUUAUAUUUAAAUUUAACUAAAUAUAUAGUAACAUAAUAAUUAUGUAUGGUUUAAGAGUUCUAAUGACAAGAGAUGGAAUUCAGAAAUAAUCGUAAUCAAAUAUAUUCUUGUUUAUUUAUUAGUCAAUAAACAGUGAUUUGUUUUUUUUAGAAAUGGGCAUUUAUUAAAAGCAAAAGAUGUUGAUUGACUAAUAAAUAGCAAGACCAAAAUGUAUUAUCAUUCAAACAAGAUUGAUAAAUAUAAGUGUGCUUCAAAUGAAAACUAAAUAUUUGUGUUGUCUUUUGGAGCUUUGUUCUGCAUUGUGUCUAUGUUGGUAUCCUGGGAAAACUGGGCUUAUAAGUGCAUGUGCAUAAAGUGUCAUCCCAGAUGCCUGUGCAGUCUGUACAGGCUAAUCAGGGUCAACACUUUCUGCUUACAUGGAAUCGUUCAUUAAAAGGAAGUCUCUUAAUUGAAAAUCCAGAGUAGGCGGAAAGUGUCAUUCCUGAUUAGCCUGUGCGGACUUCACAUGCUAAUCUGGGAUGAUACAUUAAGAACAUGCACUAAGCCCAGUUUCCUCAGACCAAGGUUCAUGUAAAGGCAAGCAAGGAUCAUGUGAGGCUGUUACAUCAAAUGCAUAGCCCUUUACCUGUUAGAUACUUAUUUUGACGCUUUUGUAGUCCCUUAGCAAAUUAAAUUAAAUACUUUUCUUACUAGAUGCAAGUUUUAAAGGCUUCAUUUACAACCGUUAAGUACUGAGGAGCAGCAAACAGCAUAAAACCUGAAGAGAUUAGCAGUUACUCGCAGGCUGUUCUGGUUUUAUGCUGGUUGCAAAAGCCAUUGUCACUAAGCUUCUUAUGGGGGAAAGGCUUACACCAGC
Dreissena polymorpha is the source of this 8730-nucleotide messenger RNA. Its product is annotated as neprilysin-1-like. The record is from RefSeq and is a predicted model, not a curated record. Gene Ontology annotation, molecular function: metalloendopeptidase activity; zinc ion binding. The coding region runs from base 2021 to 4522 and encodes 833 amino acids. Gene Ontology annotation, cellular component: plasma membrane. Gene Ontology annotation, biological process: protein processing. NCBI's taxonomy places the organism in Eukaryota, Metazoa, Mollusca, Bivalvia, Myida, Dreissenidae. The transcript is spliced from 22 exons.